AUGAGUUCCGAUCAACGGUGGAGAUUGCUCCGAGCACCAUUCUCCAUCUUCUUCCUCCUUUUCUUUCUUCCUCACAAUCUCACGUUUGGACUCUGUUUCAGCACCGAAGCAUUGGCGCUGAUGAAAUUCAAAGAGAGGAUAGAGAGAGACCCAUUUGGAUCCUUGACGAAUUGGGGAGAGCUUCCUCAUUGUUCUUGGUCAGGUGUUGUCUGCUCGGAUGAUGGAAGAGUUGUCAUCUUAAAUCUAAGAGAUCUCUCCCUGCAAGGAACACUUGCACCUGAACUCGGAAACCUAACUCACUUGAAAUCUCUUAUUCUAAGAAACAAUUCAUUUUCCGGGAAAGUACCUGAAGAGGUAACAGAAUUGCAAGAGCUUGAGAUCUUGGAUUUGUGUGACAACCACUUUGGCCAACCUUUCACCUUCGGUCGCAGGCUGCUUCAGAAUUCCCCCCCUCCGUCGUCGGUAGAAGAAUUUGAGGCUCCUCCUCCGUCGCCUACAGAAAAGGCCCCUGUAGAUACACUUUUCCCUCCCAGUGAAUUCCAAGCCGAGAUCCCAAACCCGCCUCCAGCAAGCCCUCCACCAAUUCCUUCUCCACCAGCUCAGCCUCCGCCAGUUACCUCUCUAGCUCUGCCUCCAGCUCAGCCUCCGUCAGUUAAGAAAGAGAAAUCGCACAAGAUUCUCAUAAUAGUUGGAGUGCUCAUUGGUGUAUUAGGCGUUAUGGCCAUGGCCGCAUUGGUGGUCUUCUUUCUUCUCCGGAAGCAAAAGGCAAUAAUGAUAAAGCCAUGGGCAGCUAGGAGCAGUGGCCAGCUCCAAGAUGUUGUUAUAAAAGGUGUUCCUAAGCUGAAGCUAUCAGAACUAGAAACUGCCUGCGAAGAUUUCAGUAACAUCAUAGGCUCCACAUCCUCAAACGCCACCAUUUACAAAGGAACUCUCUCCGCAGGCUCUGAAAUUGCCGUUCUAUCAGUCGCAUCUGGAUCCCUCCAGGACUGGUCAGAGGAUCUCGAAACACAGUUCCAAGAAAAGAUACACAGGCUAUCUCAAGUGGACCACAAGAACUUUCUAAAACUAAUCGGAUAUUGCCAUGAAGACGAUCCCUUCAACCGGAUGCUGGUUUUCGAAUACGCUCCUUACGGAUCACUCUUCGACAAUCUGCACGAGCAAGACGAAGAGCAAGACGUAGAGCACUUGGACUGGCGAAAGAGACUGAGAAUCGCAAUGGGAAUUGCCUACUGUGUAGAACACAUCCAAUAUCUCAACCCUAAACCCAUCUCCCACACAAACCUAAACUCUUCUUCCGUCUACUUGACAACUGAUUACGCCGCUAAAGUCGCUGACUUUACUUUCCUCAGCUCCACACCGAUUGAUCCUCAGACCAACUACGUCUUCAGCUUUGGCGCCAUUCUGCACGAGAUCUUAACCGGAAAGAUCCCGGAUCCGGAUUCUCUACCCCGCGAAACCAAUCCUGCGAGAGAACUAGUGGAUCCGACCCUGAGAAGCUUCGACGAGAAUGUCCUGGAGAAGUUGUGGGAAGUGGUUAUCGAGUGCUUGAAACAGAGGCCGGAAAUGAGGGAAGUGGUGGCUAAGCUAACAGAGAUCACCGGAUUAACGGCGGAAGCAGUGUUGCCGAGACUAUCUCCGGCGUGGUGGGCGGAAUUGGAGAUCUUAUCCACCGAAGGAACCUAA
This is a messenger RNA of Microthlaspi erraticum, 1683 nucleotides long. The record is from the annotation of a GenBank genome assembly. NCBI's taxonomy places the organism in Eukaryota, Viridiplantae, Streptophyta, Magnoliopsida, Brassicales, Brassicaceae.